Paramecium primaurelia is the source of this 8784-nucleotide messenger RNA. The record is from the annotation of a GenBank genome assembly. NCBI's taxonomy places the organism in Eukaryota, Ciliophora, Oligohymenophorea, Peniculida, Parameciidae.
AUGUAUUUAAGAGGAGGAGGUUGUGGAAGUUCAACAACAGCAACAAAAGAUUCAUCAAAUGUGAGUGCACCAAAAUUGUUAAAAUAAAAGAUUCCACCAGAUUUGGUUAAUUAAAUAAAACUUCAUGCCCUUAAAAUUUCUUCUAAUGCUGUUACAGUAUUAGAUUAACAAUAAAAUUUAAUGAAUAGCUUUUAGUUUUUUUAAUUGAAUGCCAGAGCAAUUUGGUUAUUGGUCAAAAAUUAAAAAUACACAAGAUCAGUUAUUGAUUUAGUUUUUGAAAGUUUGGAAUAACUUUUUCCUGCUUUUAAAAGCUUUCUCUAAUCAAAUAUAUUAUUUGCACUUUAUACUUCAUAAAUUAUUACUUAAUUAACUUGGGUUAUGUUUACAUUUUAUUCAACAAAUAAAAACAGAUUUUUGGAGUUAUCAAAACAAUAGUAAUAUUUAAAUGAAUUGGAUCAAAUAAGCGAGAGAUUGGAAAUAGAGAGUGAUUCUUCACGUUAUUAAAAUCAUAUAGAAUAUGAAAUUUUUGUAAUUUAAGCGAUUAUUUUUAUUACUCCUACAAAUUCAACUGAAGGACAGGAUAUUCUUGUAAAAUUCUUAGGAGGAGCAUUUAAAGCUAUUGCUACAUUCUCAUUAAAUGAUGAUUUGAUAGACAGUCUAAAAAGUGGUGUUGCAUAUUUAUAUCAAUAAGGAAUUAAAUAUUGCCGAUUGAAAAAGUUGGAAUUAAUUUAUUCAUUACUGACUUUAAAGUUUGAUUCUAUGGAUUAAAUGGAAAAUUAAGGAUAAACUAAAUAGAUUGUUGAAUAAUUAGGAAAAGUUUUUAAUGAAAUUAUCAAAGAAUCAAAUGAUUGGGAAAUAUGGUUUGCAUGGAUAUAACUCUUAUAAUAAUUAUAUUGUUUCAAACCUACAUUAGAUAAAUUAUAAAUUGAUUAAAAUUUGUAUGAAUAAAUUAUUUUAAAAGAAUACUCUAUUCCUAUAAUAAACAAUAGACAUGUAAUUGCAUUAAAAUAUCAACAUAUACAAACUGAUUAAAUUUCAAAAUAACUAUUUGAUAAUUCUUAAAUUUUACAGGACCAAGCUCUAUUAUAAAAUAUGAUAUUGUAAGGACAAGGUUUAUUAUCAAAUAUUGAAUAAUAAUACUUUGCUAGAUUAUAAAUUCAAAGAGAUUAGUAAAAGUAAUAAGAAAAUCUUAUGCCUAUCUCUUCAGCAAAAAUAUCAUCAAUCCUUAAUAUAGCUAGAUCAGCAUAGGAUGAACUAUUAGAGUUUUAUUAAUUAAUACAUUAAGAUGAAUUAACAGAUUAAUCAAAGUUAAAAUAAGCUGAAAAAAUCUUAAAAAAUUAAUAAAAAGCUAUAAUGUAUUUAUUAUCAGAAAUAGAAAAUAUUUAAAGUUUAUAGAAAAUAGUUUAAGUACUAAUUUAGAAUUCAGAAAGUGAUAAUGAAAUUAUAGAAGAAUAUUACUAAAUUUAGUAAUUAAACAUUUAAUAAUAUUUAACUGGCCUUAUUAAAUAUCAAAGCAAUAAAUAUUAGGAAACAUUUUAAAAAGAUCAGUAUGUAGUAGUUAUUGAUAAAUUAUUUUUAAAGUCUUCUAAUUCAAAAGAUUUUCAAAAAUAAUUAUAAGGAUUUAAAUAAAAUUAAAAUGAUUAAAGUAUUAUCAAAAAUCUUAUAGAUGCUAUAAAAAAAUUACAAUAUGAUUCAAGUAAAUCUAGAAUUUUGAGUAUGGACUCUUUAUUAAGAUUGAAUAGUGCAAUAUAAUUAAUAUUAUAAGAAAAAGUAUCAUUAAAUUGGAAUCUUGAAUUAUCAUUAAUUUUAUAAGUGAGAAUAAAAAUAGCAUGUAUGGAAAAAUAAUUAGAAAAAAAUUCAUAAACAUAUUAAUAAAUAGUAUAGAGUGGUAAUUUAAUGAUUCCAUAUGAAACUCUACAUUAAUCAAUUAAAUUCUUAUAUACAUAAUAUUCUUAAUGUGAAAGCAAUCAAAAAUUUAAAAAAACAGAAAUUUAAGUCAUUAAUAAUCUUGAAAAACUUUUAAAAAUAAUAUUGAUUGAAAACUUUGAUUCUAUAAAUCAUAUUAGUUAGAUAUUGAUAUAGAAUUUAUUUUUAGAAAUCAAUACGCCAGAAAAUAGUAAUUUUGAUUUAGAAAUUCUUAAAAUGAUAGAAAUUAGAGCAUAAGAUUCUAUAACAUAUAUCAAUUAAAUUUAAAGUUCAAUUAAAAUGAUUUCUGAUUUUUUAAUAUAUGAAAAAGAAUCUAAUGCUGAUAAUAGAAUUGAUGUUUAAUUAUUAAUAGAUUAAAAAACUUUAACAGAAAUAUAAUAAAUAUUUUAACAAACUCAACUAAAUAGUUACUAAUUGUAAAUGUGUGUUUAAAAAUUGAAUUCCUAUUAUGAUUCAUUUUGUAUAGUGUUCCUUAAUUUUUAAAAUACUUUGAAAGAGAAAGAUCAAAAUUUUUAUGAAUAAAUAUGUGAAAAGAAACGAGACUUAGAAUAAUUUAUAUUCUUUUUUGAGGCUUUAGUAUCAUUGAAUAUUCUCAAUAAAAAUGAUUAAGAGGUAGUAAAAAAAUUAAAGGGAGAUGUUGAUAAAAAAUUAUAAUUCAUACUUGAUAGGGAAAUAACCAAACCUACCACAUUCAAUAUUGAAACAAAUAAUAAAUUUACAGAUGAAAUUUAAUUUUAUUUGGAUAUUUUUAAUUAAUUAGAUGAGAUUAGAUAAAAUCAAGAAGUUUAAUUAAAUAAAAUUAAAUAAUUUUAAAAUAUUUGCAAUGAAAUUUUAUUAUAAGCUGAAAAUUUAAAGACUUUGGAGAAACUAAGUUAAUAAUUACCAGAAUAUGAUACAUUAUUGAUGGAGACAUAAAACCAUAUAAAAUAAUUAUUGGCAUAGUUGGAUAAUAAAUCUUUAAACAUAAAAGUUGAUUAUAUUACAAUUCAAAAUCUAAUAUAAAAAAGAUAGAAUUAUCCAUAUUAAAAAGAUUUAUAAUCAUAAAUUAUUUUUAUAUUAAGUUAAAUUGAUACUAAAGAAGCUGAGACUAAUUUUAUAGAGGAUAAAAUAGAUGAUAUAAAAGAAUAACUUAUGGAUUUAUUAACAUAAAAUAAAUGGAGGAUCAGAUAAGUCAUAAUAUAUGAAUUAUAAUAAAUGAGAUCUUUCAGUUUAUCAUAAUAAUCAAUGAAUUUUAGUGCAGGAUUAUUAGUAAAAUUUUAGGUAUUUGAGACAGAUAAAAGAAUAAGAGUUUUAUUUGAGAGUUAAAAGGGAGAUGUUAGUAUAUUGAUUAGUAAAUUUUGGCCAAGUUAAGAAUAAUAGAUUUAGAAUAAAAUAAAAGAGAAAUUAAAAGAAUUAAAUAAUAUAGCUUAAUAACUAACUAUUGAAAAUGAUCCUAUAAAAAAGAACUUAAUAAAGAAAGAGUAUGCAAAAUUAGAAAAAGAAAUUUAAGGUAUUUUGGAGAAUGUUUAGAAUAUUGGAAAUUAAUUAGGAAUAACUGUAUUGUUUAUGUAAGAUCUUAAAUAAGAUUUAUUGAGGAUAGAGAAUUAAAUACAAUAACUUUAAGAAAUGAUGGAGAAUAUAAAUAAAGAUAUUAAAUAUUUAAAGGGAAGAUCAGUAAAAGAACUGCUUGAAAUAAGAAUGUAGAGAGUUUUGUAAUAAAGAUUGAUUCAUAAUUCUGAUAAUGUUUAUAUUUAAAUCUAAACAAAGGAAAAAAAUUUAGAAGAAGGUAUUGAAGAUUCAGAAUCAGUUUUAUUUACAGAAGAUCUUUUUGGUAAUGGUGAAAUAAAUGAAUUUAUUUGGAAAUAAUAAAAGGAUUCCUUAUUAAUUCAUGGAUAAGCAGGAUCAGGUAAAAGCACAGCUGCCAGAAAAAUUGAGGAAUAUCUUUGGAUAAUUUAUUAGAAAAAUAAAAAUUAAUAAGAUUAUAUUCCUCUUAUACCUAUAUUUGUUUCAUUACCAUAAUUGAAAGAUCCAAUUUAUUGUGCAAUUGAAGAAACAUUAAGAUCAGAUAAUUAUCGAUUUAGUGAGAGAUAGGUUGAAGAAUUAAAGGAAGCUGUAGAAUUAAAAUAAUAUAGAUUGAUUAUAAUUUUGGAUAGUUAUGAUGAAUUAAAAUAAUAAUAUAUUGGAUUAAAUUUAAAUGCUUCCAAUCGAUUAAGUAAAUGGAGAUGUAUUUCAGAUAAAAAUAAAUAUCCUAAAUUGAUAACAACAUCAAGAUCUGAAUUAUUCACAAUAAAUGGAUAUUGUUCUUGGUUUUUUUCUGAAUCAAAUUAGAUUAAAUUUUAUAAGGAAGUUAGAUUGUUAAAAUUCACUGAAAGUUAAAUUCAAUAAUAUAUAGAUGAGUAUACAUAAUUAUGUGUUAAAAGAGUAAUUAAAGACUUCUAUUUUGCUGCAUAUCAAGAUUAGAAUUAUUAAGAAUUUGAAAAUUUUUACAAUGAAUUAGUAAAAUAAGUUGGAAUAUUUAAUUUUAAAUAAAAUAAACCUUAAAUGUUGAGUAAUGAAAUGAUUAAUACUUUAUUAUAAAGAUGCAAGUAAUUUGUUCCAAAUGAACAUUUAAAAACAAUUUAAUAAAUGUUAAAUGAUAUAUGGUCGGGUUGGCAUUAUUAAAAUUUUAUUAAAUUGAUGAAAUUAGAAUCUCUUAUGGAAACUCCAUUUAUGGUGGAGAUAGUGAUGGCAGUAUUACCUUAUAUUGUAAAAUAGAGAUAAGAAAUAAAUAAUAUAAAAGAGAAUUUUAUUAAAAAGUAUAUAUAUUUGAGCAAGAAAGGGGAUUCAAUUUAGAAAUAGGCAUUAGAUGAAUGGUAAAGAAUAGUAGGCAAUCAAUAAUUCAUUACUGAAUUUGUUUAAGAAUUUUAGAUCAGUGAAUAGGAAAAGAAAAUUCAAUAAUAUUUUGAACAUCAUUCAAAAUUAUAAAUUAUUAAAUAGGCUUUAUUAUAGGAACCCUUAUCUACUUAUGAUUUUUAUGGUGAAUUUUUUGAACAUUAUUUUAGAAGAUAAAUUUAUAAAUUGAGAGAAAGUGGAGAAUAAAUUGAGUAUGAUUCUAUGGGAAAUGAAUUAUGGGAAUUUGCUCAUAAAUUAGCUAAUGAAAUGACAUUUAGAAAUUUAAGUUAAGUUUAAUUUUAACCAAGUGGAUUGAUAUUUAAAAAAAAUUAUACUGAUUGGAAAGAUAAGUUUUUUAAUGAUGAUGAUAAAGAAGGUGUUUAUAAAAGAUUAUUUAGAAAAUGUAUUCCUAUUAAAUCAAAAAGUGGAAUCUAUUCAUUUAAUCAUAAAUCACUAUAAGAAUUCUUAGUAGCCAAAUGGUUUAUUGAUUAAAUUUCUAAAAUGACUCUUAUAGUAUAAGAUAAGUAUGUUAAUGUUAAAUUAGAAGAACAAGAUGAAUUAUUAUAAUAUAAUUUCUUUGAAAAAUCAUGGGAUUUAGAUUAUAUGCAAGGGCCAAUUAAAUUUAUAAUUGAUAAAAUAAAAUUUAAUGAAGAAAUCAAAUAAAAAUUGAUGAAUUUAAUUUAUUGCUCUAAAAUUAAUAUGAAAUUUUUAACAGGAAGUUCAAAUAGUUUUUAUAUUCUUAAUUAAAUGGGACAAUCAUUUAUUGGAUAAGAUUUUUCUGAAAUAAAAAUAGGGGGAAUUAGUUUAAAUAAUGCUAAUUUUUUUAAUUGUAAUUUCAAUAAUUCAGCAUUUUAAAAUGUUAAACUAUCAAGAGUUAAUUUAAAUUAAUCAAAAAUAAUUAAUGUUAAUUGGUAAGAGAUUUAAGUAGAUGAAUUACCAACAAUAGAUUCAAAGAUGAAUUCAAUAGAUUAAAUUACUUAUAUAUAGAGUAAAGAACUUUUCAUUGUAAGUGAUGACUUUUAAAUUAAGCAAUACAAUAUAUUUAAAUUAUAAGAGGAAAAUCAAUUAAAAUUUUAAUUCAAACCAAAAUAAAUAGUCCUAUCAAAUAAUGAAUAAUAUUUAGCAUUAAUGAAUAACAAUGAAAUAUUAUUAUUUGAUAUCUAUAGAAAUAAUCCAAUAUAAAAAUUAAUAUAUGGAGAAUGCUUUUCAAGUUAUAAAUAAUGUAUAACAUUUAGUCCAGAUGAUUAAUAUAUAAUUUUGGGAGGACCAGAUGGAGCUGAUCAAUUUUAAAUAUAAAUAAUAUAUGAAAAUGUAGAUGAGUAAUAAAUAUCAGAAAUUAAUAAUAAUUCUAAUAUUAAUUCUAAUAUUAGUAAUUCAAAAGUAGAUACUAUACUAUAUAAUUCAAAUGAAAAAGAUGUUCAAUUAAAUUAAUAAAGUUCUAUAAUAAAUAGAGGAGAGUCUAGAAAAUUUAAUAUAAAAUAAUUACAAGAUGAUAUUAUUUCUCCAGAAAAGUUUACAUCCUUAACUGAUGAACAUGUGGUUUCUGUAAAAUGUGCUAAAAUUAUUGUCUUUUAACAUUAUUCUAAUACAUUCUCUAUUUACAAUCAUGUUGACAAAAAAAUUGAUACUCAUGAAUCAAGAUUUUAAAGAAUGACUUGUUUAGAUAUUAAUAAAGAUAGUACAUUAAUUGCAACAGGAGGUUAUUUAGGAGAGAUUCAUGUUUUUUAGGUAAAUCAAAUAGAUUAAUUUUUUGGUUUAGAUGGUCAUAAAGAUUAUAUAUCACAAUUAUAGUUUUCAAGAGAUGGAAAAUAAUUGGUUUCUUGUUCUUGGGAUAAAACAAUAAGAUUAUGGAAUACAUAAUAGUAAUCAUAAAUAAGUUAAAUAUCAUUUUAUUUAAAACCAAAAGUACUAUCUUUAAGUUUAAUUAAUGAUACAUCAUUAGCUAUGACAGGAUUUUCAGAUGGUUUAAUUUAAAUGUGGGAUUUAGAAAGUUCUGAUUCUAAAUAAGAUCCAUAAAAGGGACAUAGUUAGAAAAUAACAUGUGCCAUUUUUUCAAUUGAUGGAAAAUAUAUUAUAUCUGGAUCAUUUGAUAAAACAAUUAAAAUUUGGAAUUCUGAGACUGGAUAAUAAAAAGGUCAUAAUUUAAUUAAACAUACUUAAGCCAUAUCUGCUUUAUCUAUAUCUGAGGAUUAAACAUUAUUAUGUUCUGGUAGUAUAGAUGGUUUCAUAUACAUUUGGGAUUUCGAAACUUAAAAGUUCUAAAAAGAAAUUAAACAUUAUGGAUCAGAAAUUUUAGAUAUUAGAAUUAUAUUUUAUAAUAAUGAAUAUAGAAUAUUAAGUCAAACUAGUGAAGAAACAGCUUAAUUAUGGAUUAAUAAUAAUUUUUCAGAGUAUUAUUUACUUUUUGACUAUAAUGAAUCAAAUAAAGAGAAAAGAAAGAUUCUAGGAUAUGAAUCAAAGGAAAUAAUAAAUUAGUCUAAAGAUUUAUAAGUGGAUGUUGGAAGGAGUUACAAUAUUUUAUAUUAUUUUUUGAGAGAUUAAAAAAUAACCGCAAUAGAAUCUAGUUUUGAUAAUUAGACAAAAUUGAUUGGGACUGAUAAAGGAAUUCUAUUGAUUAUUUAAUGGAAUGGAUAAUCUUAGUAGAGAACUGUUUCAUCAAAUAAACCAUUAGAAAUAAUCAAAACUAUCAAUCAUAAGUAUUUUCUUACUAUUAAUGAAUAAAAAAUUGAGAUAUGGAAAUUUUCAGAUUAUGUAGUAAAAGAUACAGUUGUAAGUGGAGAUUAAAAAAUUAUUGAUGUUUUCGUUUGCAAUGAUAAUAUUUAUUGUGGAGGUAAUUAUAUUGAGAUUUGGAAUGUCCAUCAAAAGACAAAAUUAUAGAAGAAAUUUUGUCUAACUGAUUCUUUGUCAUCUAUUGGAUAUAAUCAAAAUAAAAAUUUGAUAUAUGCUGGUCUAAGGAAUGGAUCAAUAAUAAUUUAUGAUGCUACAUUUAGUCAUUAAUAGAUAUUUAAUGCUCAUGGAGGACAAAUAAAAAAAAUAUUAUGGUUGAAUUCUAAGAAUAUAUUGUUGACUGCUGGAGAUGAUUGGAAACUUAAAUUAUGGGAUCAAUAAAAUAAUCUAUUGAAAGAAGUAACUGUUGUAAAUCCUAUCUAAUCUUUUUUUGUCUCUUUAGAUGAAACAUAUUUUAUAUUAUAGGAUGUUAAUAAUUUAUCAUUAUGGGACUUAGAUAAUCUAGAAUUGAUGGAAAACAUGGUUAAAAUCUAAAAAAAUACUAAAGUAUUAGCUGUAUUUCCAAAUUAAUAAGUGUUUUGGGCAAAUGAUGCUCAAAUGUAAGUAUUACCAAUCAUGAAUAAAAAGAUUAAGUUUUCAUUAUUAUAAAGUAAUAAAUCUCAUUUUUCUAAAACUAUUGCAACAACUGAUAAAAUGAUAUUGACAGCUGAUUAUUAAGGAAAUAUAUUCUUUUGGAAUUUUGAUGGAGAAAAGAUUAAAUAACCAAUCAUUACAUCUAAAAAUGAAUUAAGGUCAAUGAAUUUGUCUAAUGAUAAUACUAAAAUCAUUCUAGGAUUUAAGAAUUUACUAAAUAUCAUAGAUUUAACUAAUAAUGAAAUCAUCUACACUAAAGAAAUCCAUGAAACUUCUUUAUUAAAUGCAUGUUUUUUGAGCCUUACAGAAAUUAUAGCAGUAUCUGAAUCAGAGAACUUUUAAACUCUAAUAUUUAAUAUUGAAAAUGUAAAUUAAUAGCCUAUUAUUAUAAAUGAACAUGUAGGAUCUACAUAAGGAAUUUAGGUCCAUUUCUUAACAAAGACUUAUUUAACAUUUGGGAAUGAUAAAGCAAUUAGAUAUUAUGUUAAGUGUGAUAAGGAAUAUUCCUGCAAAUAUGCAUGUUCUUCUAUUUAAAAGUUUGAGUGUUAAGGGGCAAUUAUUUAGAAUAGUGAAAUUUCUUCUAAGUCUAAGAUUGAUUUGAAGGAACUAUUUAAAUAAAAAAAGGCAAUCCUUAUGGAUUAGAAAUGA